AGAAUUGUUUUCGUAGAGACCAAGCUGCGCUAUAUUUGUAUAUAUAUAUAUAUGAAAUUAAAUUAAUAAAUUAACUGUACACUAUUUGAAGAUCAGAAGGAAAGGAAUGGCGAAUUUUGGCGAAGGAAGAAGAAGAGGAACCGGAGGCAUGCUCCCGCUCCUAGCGAUCAGCACCGUCGCCGAAUACUACAGACUGCCGUGGAAACCGCCGGUCACAGCAGGUCUAUUAGCCGCGAACACUCUCGUCUACCUCAGGCCCGCGUUUCUCGAUCCCCUUAUCCCUCACAUCAGCGAGGUCUGGUUCAAUCCAAACCUCAUCCUCAAGCACAAGGAUUUGAGACGCUUCUUUCUAUCAGCGUUCUACCAUCUCAACGAGCCUCACUUGGUCUACAACAUGAUGUCUCUCCUCUGGAAAGGUAUCAAGCUGGAGACGUCCAUGGGAAGCACACAGUUCGCUUCCAUGGUCGUUACGCUUCUCGGCAUGUCGCAAGGAGUGACGUUGCUGUUGGCCAAGUCUCUCCACGUCUUCUUUGACUACAGGAGAGCCUAUUACCACGAGUACUCUGUUGGAUUCUCGGGUGUGCUGUUUGCUUUGAAAGUUGUUCUCAAUUCUCAGGCCGAGGAUUACACCAGUGUCUACGGGGUGCUGGUUCCGACGAAGUAUGCUGCUUGGGCUGAGCUGGUGCUGGUGCAGAUGUUUGUGCCGAGGGCUUCGUUUCUUGGGCAUUUAGGUGGGAUUCUUGCGGGGAUUCUUUACAUGAAGAUGAAGAGUUCUUCUUACUCGGGGUCGGAUCCUGUGGCUAUGGUGGUUAGAGGUGUCGCUAGAGCGGUGACGUGGCCGUUGAGGUUUCUGAACGGUUUGGUUGGGUCUCGGAGGAGGAGGAUUACUGGGAGAGGGAGGGUGGGGAGAGGUCAGAAUGGGAUUGCAGGGGCUGGUAUCUGGAGAUGCCAGUCGUGUACUUUUGAUAAUUCUGGUUGGGAAAGUGUUUGUGAGAUGUGUGGCUCGGGACGGAGUGGAGGAAACAGAUGGUCGGUGAACCAGGGACAGGCACAUUCUUCUUCGUCUUCUUCUAGUGAUCUUCCGUUAGAUGAGCUGCGGCGUCGGAGACUAGAGAGGUUUAGUUAAAUCUCUGGAGCAUUCUUAGAGCUGAGGAAGAGUUGUGAAUGAAGGAAGCUUAAGCUGAGUCAUCAAUUGCAUUAGCUUAUGAAUAGAGUGCUUCAAUCUGUCUUCUCUUCUGUUGAAGAUUUGGUUCUAUGUGUAUGGGUCCUUAUUGGAAGUGAGUGUUCUUGUACUUGUGUCUAAUUCGAGGGAAAAUACUGAAUCUUUCUUAUGAAAUUAAGUGCUUAUAGGAAGAAAAAAAACAAUGUUUCUUAUAGUGGAGUUACACAUAGUGUUGGCAUAAUGAAUAUGUGACUAGUUUUACAAACUUAA
Molecule: messenger RNA, 1432 nt
Organism: Raphanus sativus (radish)
Lineage: Eukaryota; Viridiplantae; Streptophyta; Magnoliopsida; Brassicales; Brassicaceae
Product: rhomboid-like protein 14, mitochondrial
Exons: 2
Coding region: 107-1126 (339 amino acids)
Cellular component (GO): membrane
Molecular function (GO): serine-type endopeptidase activity
Source: RefSeq, a predicted model, not a curated record